CCCCACCCGUGGUUCCGCCUGACGAUCCACUACUUCGCCACGCAUCUCGCCCCGCUCGUCUCCUGCUCCACCGGCCAGCCGCAUCCGGAUUUCCCAGCCACCAUGCUCUCGUACCAUCUCCUGACGUCGUCGCAGCUCGAUGAUCUCGCGCGCCACUUCCACCAGGUCUGGCCGCCUUCCCGGGAGACCUGGGAGUACCCUGUUGCGGUCCUGCCGUGGCUGGGCACGCCGGAGGAGAGCACCGUGGAUAUCGCGACGAAGAGGCGCAGGUUCGGCCGGUUUAUCGGGUUACGG
Molecule: messenger RNA, 294 nt
Organism: Aspergillus ochraceoroseus IBT 24754
Lineage: Eukaryota; Fungi; Ascomycota; Eurotiomycetes; Eurotiales; Aspergillaceae
Exons: 1
Source: RefSeq, a predicted model, not a curated record